Cannabis sativa is the source of this 1610-nucleotide messenger RNA. RefSeq names its product protein ANTHESIS POMOTING FACTOR 1. Gene Ontology annotation, cellular component: Set1C/COMPASS complex. The record is from RefSeq and is a predicted model, not a curated record. Bases 228 to 1220 code for a protein of 330 amino acids. The transcript has 12 exons. Lineage: Eukaryota; Viridiplantae; Streptophyta; Magnoliopsida; Rosales; Cannabaceae. Gene Ontology annotation, molecular function: chromatin binding; protein binding.
CACUCAAAAAUAAAAAAUAGAAGAAAAUUUCUUUUCCCAGGUCAUUGCGAUUUUCAUUCUCUUCUCACUUCCCGCCUCUCAGUCUCUACCUCCUCCUCCUUUCAUUCCUCUCCUUCAGGCCGCCUCCAUCGCCGUCGACACCAUCGCAGCAGGCUUUGCAGCUUCCGAAAUUCAAACUCUGCUGAUUGAAAUUUUCAAUUUCCGGAAUUCGGACUGAGAAAUCAGCUAUGGCGGGUUCCGAAAGAGAAGAUAAGGUCUCAUUGGAGCUUACCGAGGAAAUUCUUCAAAGCAUGGAAGUUGGCAUGGCUUUCAAAGAUUACAGUGGUAGAAUCAGUUCAAUAGACUUUCACAAAACAUCCACUUAUCUAGUUACUGCAAGUGAUGAUGAGUCCAUACGCUUGUAUGAUGUAGCAAGUGCAACUUGCUUGAAGACAAUUAACAGCAAAAAGUAUGGAGUUGAUCUUGUUUGCUUUACAUCUCACCCUACAACAGUCAUUUACUCUUCAAAAAAUGGUUGGGAUGAAUCCUUGAGGCUUCUAUCAUUACAUGACAAUAAGUACUUGCGGUAUUUUAAAGGUCAUCAUGACAGGGUUGUAUCUCUUAGCUUGUGUGCUCGCAAGGAAUGCUUUAUCUCAGGCUCUCUUGAUCGAACUGUUUUGCUUUGGGAUCAACGAGCUGAAAAGUGCCAGGGUCUUUUACGUGUGCAAGGAAGGCCUGCUACAGCGUACGAUGACCAAGGGCUAGUUUUCUCAAUUGCCUUUGGUGGAUACAUACGAAUGUUCGAUGCUCGCAUGUAUGAAAAGGGUCCUUUUGACAUUUUUUCUGUUGGAGGAGAUGUUUCUGAUGCUAAUGUUAUAAAGUUCAGUAAUGAUGGAAGACUAAUGCUUUUGACAACAAUGGAUGGACACAUUCAUGUACUUGAUUCUUUUCGUGGUACACUUUUAUCAACAUACAAUGUAAAGCCAGUUUCAAAAAAUUCCACAUUAGAAGCUUCAUUCAGUCCCGAAGGGAUGUUUGUUAUAUCUGGUUCCGGUGAUGGUAGUGUCUAUGCUUGGAGCGUCAGAAGUGGGAAGGAAGUCGCAAGUUGGAUGAGUGCUGAAAAUGAGCCCCCUGUCAUCAAAUGGGCUCCUGGAAAUCUUAUGUUUGUGACUGGAUCUUCUGAACUAUCAUUCUGGGUUCCAGAUUUAUCGAAACUCGGAGCAUACGUUGGAAGGAAGUAGAGAAACUCUGUCUCGAAUCUGCCCCAAAUCUUAACUACUCAGCUGUCAACAAGAAUCUUUCCUAUAUUGGUGCAAGUUGAGGUUAUCGCCACACUUACCUGUUUCUUUACUUGCCUCCGUAAAUUUGUUCCCUUGUCGGAAAAUUAUAGCACCAGAGAAAAUCAGAUGUGUAAUUGUAUUGAGAAAGAAGCAAGUUUUGUAGAUGCUUCACCUAAAACAGUUAAAAAGAAUGAUCAAAAUCCCUAGAAAUGUAGAUUGUACAGUUUUCUCUAACAAAUAUCUAUUUUGAAGCUUUUUUCACAAGUUCUUAGUUGUAUCAUGAGCAAGAACAAUAUUCUUAAUCUGUAUGAAUACUUUGAAAAUGUAUUAAUCAUAUUUUAUUUGCUUCAA